Messenger RNA from Galendromus occidentalis (western predatory mite), 1165 nucleotides. It is a transcript of the gene mRpS22, whose product is annotated as mitochondrial ribosomal protein S22. The transcript is spliced from 7 exons. NCBI's taxonomy places the organism in Eukaryota, Metazoa, Arthropoda, Arachnida, Mesostigmata, Phytoseiidae. Gene Ontology annotation, cellular component: mitochondrial small ribosomal subunit. The coding region runs from base 73 to 1080 and encodes 335 amino acids. The record is from RefSeq and is a predicted model, not a curated record. Gene Ontology annotation, molecular function: structural constituent of ribosome.
CGUAGAGGGAGAGAGGACGAGCCCAUCGCGCACGACCGAGAGAACAAGGAAUUAUAAUUCGGUUCGAAAGACAUGGCUGGUCGUGCCUGUGCGCGUGGCCUAUUCGGCUUGCGUCCACUCCACAAUGCCUCUAGGAAUAUGUCCACCUUAAGUCCGCCGAAGAAACUAGAUCCGAAUUACGUGUCGACGGAAUCGAUGGAUGUCGAGAGGCUUUUCCUGCAUGCAGACGUACGUAAAAUUCUCAAGAAGCUCACGGGGAUGGACUUGAAUCGGAUUUUCGCUCUAAGGAAGCAGGAGAACUCUGUCCCAUCGUAUAAGUUAAUGACAGAUGAGGAGCUCAAGCAAGCGUAUGCAAAAGCUUUGAAGCGCGCCGAAUUCACCCUGCGUAUGCCUCCAGUAAUGCGGAAGCGAGUUCCGUGCGAAGCGAUCAUUCGCAAGGAUCCGGGAAUGCAAGGCGCUGAAAAGCACAAAUUCGUAUUCACCGACAUUUCCUACGGAAUUCCCGAUCGGUCUCGGCCGAUAGUCGUACGUGAACCCAACGGGGUUUUGCGGAAUGCAAGCUGGGAAGAACGGGAUCAGAUGCUACAAACCUAUCUCACGAGACCUGAAAGGGAGUCCCGGACUCCACCAAUGUUCACCGAGCCCCAUCUCACUAGAAUUCUCGACAAAGGAUGGUACAUCUUCGUCCUGGACCGAGCCUGUGCUCAAUUCGAGCCGGACGAUGAGUGGUUCAUCGCGGUCACACACCGCACGUACGAUCACAUCAGUGAGAAAUCGGCAUUCGAUGUCGUACGUUCUACUCGACAUUUCGGGCCCAUGUGCCUUUAUUUAGCUGUUGUCAAAAACGGGGACAAGCUCAUGUUGGAACUGCUCACGACAAACAGACUGGAAGAUGCCGCAGCAUUCGUGAGACUCCUACACCUCGUGCACCCGGAGAGCAGGAGCGCAGGAGAGGUAGAUGAGAAGAGCUCAGCUAUGGAUUUUGUUGAGGCUUACAUCAAGCUGGAGGCGCAGAUGAAAGCAAAAUUGGAUUUGGCACUUCAGUCGUACAAUGACCAGGUUCAGGCAGCGACGGCGUAGUUGAUUGUAUACGAGUAUGAUGUCUGUAGUUUGUAUCAUCUGCGUGAAUGCGAAUAAAACUCUCAGUGGAGGGAUUCCAUGCGUU